Molecule: messenger RNA, 1083 nt
Organism: Encephalitozoon hellem ATCC 50504
Lineage: Eukaryota; Fungi; Microsporidia; Unikaryonidae
Exons: 1
Coding region: 1-1083 (360 amino acids)
Biological process (GO): TRAMP-dependent tRNA surveillance pathway; nuclear polyadenylation-dependent antisense transcript catabolic process; poly(A)-dependent snoRNA 3'-end processing
Cellular component (GO): nuclear exosome (RNase complex); nucleolus
Molecular function (GO): nucleotide binding; nucleic acid binding; 3'-5'-RNA exonuclease activity
Source: RefSeq, a predicted model, not a curated record
AUGAAUCUAUUGGACAUGAGCGUCAAGUUUGUUGAGGAAAUCAAUUUAUUUCUACGCCAGGAGAAUGAUGAACUGGAUGCCGUGGAGGUGGAAAGACUGAUCCAAAGGAUCGAAGAGGUGCAACUGCUUGUAAGGGAUUCCGAGGAAAGCUUCAGGCAGAUGCUCGAGGGCAUUGAGGCUGAGGAGAGCUCUAAGGCAGAUACCAUUGUGGUCAUAACAAAAAACAAGAAGCCAAUUUGCAUUUUAGGAAAAGAGGUGGUUAAGCCAAGAAUAGAAAGUAUUAAUGCGGGAAGUGUCAGUUGUACUCAUACUCCAUCGUUCUGCAAAUUCAAGGCAUUUUCAAGCACCGUGCAUGUGAAGACGCUUGCCCAGCUGUUGGACAUAGACAAGCAUAUCACACAGGCUGCAAUAGAAGUGUUCGACCACACAUACAGGUCGUAUGAAGGAUUCACAUGCCUUAUCUCUGUUGGCGACACAAAUGGAAACAUCUACAUAAUAGAUGCAAUAAAGUUCAGGGCAUUCAUUCCAAGGCUUGCACUAUUGAAGUGCAAUGUCCCGAAGAUAAUACACUGUGGAGGCUGUGUUGAGAGGCUCCUCAGAGACUUUAAGCAACUUGGAUGCUUUAGAAACUACGAGAUCCCUUCGGAUAUGAUUUUUAUUGAUUGGAGAAUCCGUCCUGUCCCAAGAUUCCUUCUCGAAGUUUUGUACAGGGGAGUUCAGGAAAUAAGAGAAAUGGUUGCCAAUGGCGUUGAAAUGGAGGUCUAUUGCAGCAAAAAAAAUGACGAAACAAAGGAGAUGGCCUUGAAGUAUGGCAUCUCUAAUGACGGAGGGCUCCUUGAAGACCUUCUAAAGCUGAGAGAGUUUCUUGCAAAAAGUAACGACGAGUCUGUUCAAUAUGUCAUGACCGAUGACCAGGUCGUAAGACUCCUGAAGACAAAGCCAACUUCACAAAGAAAGAUGGCCGACGAACUCAGGAGGCUUUCUCCCAUAGCAAGGCAGCACAUAAUGGACUUUCUGCUUCUGCUCAAUGGCAAGAAAAAAAAAUUCCUAUUAAAAGAUCUCAUGACGCCAAAUCAAGGAUGA